Molecule: messenger RNA, 1994 nt
Organism: Neogale vison (American mink)
Lineage: Eukaryota; Metazoa; Chordata; Mammalia; Carnivora; Mustelidae
Gene: PRXL2C
Product: peroxiredoxin like 2C
Exons: 6
Coding region: 66-764 (232 amino acids)
Source: RefSeq, a predicted model, not a curated record
UGACCCGGCUCGCCUAAGCUGUGCUGUCCGCUUUGGGGACGGUGGGCUCGAACCCGGGCGGGCAGAUGCAGGGUGCAGAGGUCGACCCCGCCCUCGCCGCAGUCACGCGGCAGGUCAGCGGUCGCACCGCCCCAGCCACAGUCCCGAGCGGCCCAGAGCGCGGGCAGCCCCUGGCUGCAGCGGUGGCCGAGCUGCCCGUGCUGGACGCCUCCGGGAGGCAGGUGCCUUUCGGCGCGCUGUUUCGGGAGCGUCGGGCUGUCGUAGUCUUCGUGAGGCAUUUCCUGUGUUACAUUUGCAAGGAAUACGUAGAAGAUCUGGCCAAAAUCCCCAAGAGUUUUUUACAGGAAGCAGAUGUCGCUCUAAUAGUGAUUGGACAGUCAUCCUAUCAUCAUAUCGAGCCUUUCUGCAAACUGACUGGGUAUUCUCAUGAAAUCUAUGUUGACCCUGAGAGAGAAAUUUAUAAAAAAUUGGGAAUGAAAAGAGGUGAAGAAAUUGCCUCCUCAGGAAACAGCCCCCACAUAAAAUCGAAUAUACUCUCAGGAAGCAUUCGGAGUCUGUGGAGAGCAGUGACUGGCCCUCUUUUUGAUUUUCAAGGAGACCCUGCUCAGCAAGGUGGAACCCUCAUCUUAGGUCCAGGUAACAACAUCCAUUUUAUACACCGUGAUAAAAAUAGGUUGGAUCACAAACCCAUCAACUCUGUUUUACAGCUUGUAGGAGUUCGGCAUGUGGACUUUACAAGCAGACCUUCAGUCAUCCAUGUGUGAUGGUAUAGACUGUGGACCCUUGGAAUAUGACCUGAAACGUUCAGAGUAUGGUAUCCUUGUGCAAUGGCUAGCUUUUUGGCUUUUCCCAGCCUUUGAGGAGUUCUGAAAACACGAAGAGACUGUGUACCUGUUAUUUUGUGCUAGGAGGCAUCAGCUGUCAAAAACGUGAUACAUAUUUCUAAUUCUGUAGCUUUUAAAAUUUUAUGUAAAAUUAAAGUUUGUUUAUAUAAAACUUUAAAAGCUAUAAAAUUAGAAAUACUAUUCUUUAUUUUACAUUAUGGUAUAUCCAUUAAAUGAAAGUUUCUGUUGGCCAUUAAAAUAAUAAAUUCUUUGAAGAACAUAUAAAUGGAAAGGUAAGCAACUCACCACCAUUUUAUCCAGUGAAAAAAAACAGGAUAUCAAAUUCUAUAAAUAAUAUAAUCUUUUUUUAAAAAUUAACAUAUAAGGUAUUAUUAGCUCCAGGGGUACAGUCUGUGAAUAUAAUCAUUUUUAUAUGUUUAUAUUUUUGUAUGCUUAGGAAAAAAGAGAAACACACCAGAAUAUUGCCAGGAGGUACCUCUAUGUGGUAGGAUUACAGGUGUCUUUAUUGUCUUUUCCAUACUUUUAUCUCUGAACUAUUCUAUAAUGAGCAUGAUUCAUUUUUUUUGCCAGGAAAAGUUCUUUAAAAAUUAUAUGAAGAAUAUAUUCCUACAUAACAAGUUCCACAAAGCUGCAUUUAUAUGGGCCGCCGUCCACAUGUUUCUAUCCUUAUUGCUUUACUCAAAGGAAAUAUAGCAGACCAAGCCUUCUGCAUAUCCUAUGUUCAGAGCACCUUGCACAUCCAUUUCACUAGGAUUUUUGAGGGGAGGAGUAAAAGGAGAAAAAAAAUUUCUUACGUAUUUAAGAUAUGCUUCAGUAUGCUUUUUGAAAGAAUUCUAAGAAUUGUUUAAACUAAAAAAGCUUUAUAGCUUAAAUGUACACUGGUUUGGCUCCCAGAUUGCUUUUGUUUAGUGUACUGUUGUCGUCUUUUAUAGGUUUAGUUGGGAAAAAAUUCUUUUGAAAAGUACAGUAAGAUCAAAAUCUUGGUAAUUAUUAGCAAGUAUGUACUGCUUUAACUUAGAAGCUUUUAUAUCAGGCAUAUGAGGUCACACACAAUUAUAUUUCAAGUAUCCAAAUAUUCUAAUGUAUGUUUGUAAAAAAUCAUGUUUUUAAUCAAUAAAAAUGAAACGUCUCAUGACAUUUAAAAUUAAA